AUGUCUCCCAGCACAUCCGCAUACGCGAUUCGAGAGGAGCCUCUUGGUAGCGUUCGCCAUGUUCGAGUCGUUACCAUUGGGGCCGGUGCCAGCGGCCUCAAUAUGAUACGCACUCUACGGAACCGUCUUACGAACUUCGAGCAUGUUGUUUAUGAAAAGAACCCAAAGGUGGGCGGGACCUGGUAUGAGAACAGAUAUCCCGGCUGCAAAUGCGACAUUCCUUCUCAUAGUUAUCAAUUCUCAUGGAAACCAAACCCUUCGUGGACCAGUUUCUUUUCACCUGCAGAGGAGAUUCAACAGUACCUAUGCAGACUUUGCGAUGAGGAAAAGCUUGACAAAAGCAUUUUGACAUCACACAAAGUGGUGCGUGCUGAAUGGGAUGAGGAGCAAGGUAUUUGGAAGUUGCAGGUACAAAAUCUUGUUACAAAUACGAUAUUUGAUGAUUACUGUCACUUCCUACUAGAUGCCUCGGGGAUUCUGAACAAUUGGAAGUGGCCAGACAUCGAGGGUUUGCGAAGCUUUACUGGCGAACUCAUUCAUAGUGCAGACUGGCCAAAGCAUUUCGAGUAUGCUGGCAAGAGAGUUGCGGUCAUUGGAAAUGGAUCAUCGGGAAUCCAAAUUGUUCCAGCAAUCCAGCCUGACGUCAAGCAACUGGUCCAUUUCGUGAGAUCUCCAACAUGGAUCGUACCUCUGCAACUACAGACCCUUGCAGCUGGAAAUGCUGCCCCUAUCCUGAGCACAAUUGACAUGGAUGGCGACAAGUUUUCCAGCUCGCAGAUCGAGAAAUUCAAGAAAGACUUUAGCUUGUAUGAUCGAUUUGUCAAGACGGUCGAGAAAGAAAGCAAUACCUCAUUUCCAAUUGUCAUUGCGGGCAGUGACAGAGCUUCCCGAGCGUUUGCAAUGAUAACUGCAUAUAUGAAGUCAGAAUUGCAAAAUGACAAGCGACUCAUCGAUGCAUUGGUACCUAAGUUUCCAGUGGGUUGUCGGCGGCUGACACCUGGAGUUGGAUACAUGCCAGCUUUAAAAGCUGGCAAUGUUCGAGUCAUCACCGAUUCAAUAACGCGUGUACUUCCUCAAGGCAUUCAACUUAAAUCAGGAGAGGUCGUGAAAGUCGAUGCAAUCAUCUGUGCAACUGGUUUUGAUGUUUCUUUCUGCCCGCGAUUUCCAUUGAUUGGAAGAAAUCGCAAUCUUCAAGAUAUCUGGACGCAACAGCUUCCGACAGCGUAUAUGUCUUGUGCAAUCCCUGACUUCCCCAAUUAUUUCACAUUUCUAGGUCCAAACGCCCCAAUCGGCCAUGGAAGUGUUCUUUCCAUUACAGAGCACAUGGCUAAGUAUAUCGUACGAAUCAUUCAAAAAUGCCAAAGCGAAGGUAUCAAAGCCGUCUCACCAACCAAUUCAGCCGUUCGAGACUUCAAUACACAUAUCAACGCCUUCAUGCCCCGGACCUCAUGGGCGGGUAGUUGCCGAUCGUGGUUUAAGAAUGGCAAAAUGGACGGCCCUGUGACUGCUUUGCAUCCCGGGAGCAGGGUCCACUGGUUUCACAUGCUUGAACGGUUCAGAGGAGAGGAUUUCGAGUACGUGUAUGACUCGACCAAUAGAUUCGCCUAUUUGGGUAAUGGAUUCUCAAUGAGAGAGAUGGCAGGCGCGAAUUCUACGUGGUAUCUUGAUAGACCUAAUAAGUUAUGA
This is a messenger RNA of Venustampulla echinocandica, 1686 nucleotides long. RefSeq lists its product as uncharacterized. Bases 1 to 1686 code for a protein of 561 amino acids. Lineage: Eukaryota; Fungi; Ascomycota; Leotiomycetes; Helotiales; Pleuroascaceae. The transcript is spliced from 5 exons. The record is from RefSeq and is a predicted model, not a curated record.